Folsomia candida is the source of this 1656-nucleotide messenger RNA. It is a transcript of the gene M6, whose product is annotated as neuronal membrane glycoprotein M6-b. The coding region runs from base 504 to 1268 and encodes 254 amino acids. Gene Ontology annotation, cellular component: plasma membrane. The transcript has 7 exons. NCBI's taxonomy places the organism in Eukaryota, Metazoa, Arthropoda, Collembola, Entomobryomorpha, Isotomidae. The record is from RefSeq and is a predicted model, not a curated record. Gene Ontology annotation, biological process: neuron projection development.
AGUAUGUAAUCAUCAAACCCCUACCUGCAUAUAUGCCAGGUUUAAAAAGCAACAGACUUUUUAACCCUUUCCUUAUGGACUUCCUUUGAUUCGCCUUUAAAGCUUUUAGUUGCUAAAAAUUGAAUGAAAACAAGUCGACUUUGACUUGAAAUAAGGAGAGGCGAAGCGUGACAGAAAUCUGUAACUGUAACGAACUGUCAUCCAAUUUAAUACUUAUUCCCCACCAACGAAAACUUUGCUAAAACAAAACCUUUAACACAAGUCUUCAACUGUUUCAAACAAACUUUUUCGUUUACUUCUUGUGCUCUCCAUUGGGUUCGUCAUACAUAAUUAUGACAUAAGUGUGACUCACCCACCACGGUGCCGUAGUUCAUAAUAGUAGCUCAAAACCGAUCCUGUGAGAGAGUGCUACCGAUUUGGGACAACGAGUCACAACCUUCUCGCUUGUGCCUAGUUCAUUGCAUACGACUAAAUUGACCAUUAAUUAAAAUAGUGACUUGAAAAUGGCGGGAAACGGGAGUGGGACGUUUAUGUCGCGAGUACCCUAUGCAACACUGGUGGCAACGAUCAUGUGUCUGGCUGGCGUUGGAGUAUUUUGUGGGACAAUGUACAGGGGCGUGGCUCUAUCGAGACAAAUGUUCACAGAAGUUUUUCACUUCCGCGUGGACUGGUUGGACGCCGUGCAGCUGACCUUCGUCAUUGUGGGAGGGUGCAUGGGAGCUCUGGGUGUUAUGAUCCUCUUCGUGGGCUGUCUCACCACGGGGGAAACUCGACGCACGGUGUACAAAGCAUGGAAAGCACGCGUUGGGGGAAGAAUCACAUGCGCCAUUUUUAUGGUCAUCACAUACAUUUUGGAAGUUGCAUGGCUCCUCAUGUUCUGUUUUUUGACGAUUGUGACUGCGACUUUCUCCAUCUUUUGGUCUCUUUGUGCGCACAAAAAACAACCUUACGAUCAAGAAAACUGCAUCGAUUUUCAACAAUUUGACUUUCUGUUUCCGAAUAAUACGAGGGUGGAUGACAUGAAAAUUUGUGAAACCCAUGAGAUAAAACUCUUCUGCAAGGAUUAUGUGGAAAGGGCCGAGGUCAUGUUCAUUUUAGCAACCGUUGCAUGCGCCCUGGUCAUUAUGAGCCUGAUUCACUAUUUGAUGUGCCUAUCUGCAAAUUAUGCUCACAUUAAGGACCAUGAGAAACUCCAAGAUUUUCAAGAACUGCAGUACUUUACUUCCGGGGAUGAAAUGACUGCGUUGGCGAGCAAAGACCGUUAUUAAACAUAGUCCAUCAACGAUCUCGGCACAAUACGUCCAAUUCUGUUCAAAACUACGAACAAAACCCAUGACACAACCGGACUUUUUACGAAAACUUUACGCAUUAGUUAGUGUUUGAGAGAGGGUGAUUCUAUACUUUAUCUAGUAAAGUAAGCAUUUUCCUAUUUCACAUACAAAACAUGUGAACGCUAUGCAUACAUAUGACAUGUGGGUAAACCAUAACUAAAGGAUAUUUAUAAUUUAAUUUAAUUUAUGACGUUCCGUUCCAGUGAUUUUAUACCGUAACAAUUUUAUACAGAAAGUAAUUAUUGCAACAAUUGUGUUAAUGAUACAACACAACUUUGUUCAUCGUUUAUUCAAUAAAAUAUUUAAUAAAAUUACAAAAAUUCAA